AUGUGGUGCUCCCCCCACGUUCCAAGCCGAAGGUGCCUCCUGAAGAUAGGACAAGAAAAGAGGGAGGCAGAUCCACCGCGACCAAGAGCAGGUCAGGCGGCGGCCAUGGCACGCCCAGAUCCGCCAGCGCCAUCGUUGUCGAGCACCUCUGCUCCGAGCGUCGGAUCCACCUCGGGCUCCAUCUACACAACCACGCACUGGCAGCCGCUGCCAUGGAAGGUUCUCUAUGUGCUUGCUUCUUCCCUUCCCAAGACGCUGUUGCUCCGACGCCAUGGAUAA
Molecule: messenger RNA, 279 nt
Organism: Triticum turgidum subsp. durum (durum wheat)
Lineage: Eukaryota; Viridiplantae; Streptophyta; Magnoliopsida; Poales; Poaceae
Source: the annotation of a GenBank genome assembly